GUUUGUUAGAAUCUCAAAAGGCUCAUCUAUCAGUCGUUUAUGGGCGCAUCUAUUGAUAUUGAAGGCAUACGGUAUCGUGAAGUUGCUCGGAGCUCCGACUUCCCGCUGGAGGCGAUCAGCAGCACGUAAAUGGAGAAGUGACAGUAUAGCUGGAAAUGGUUAGCAUUAGCUCCACGAUUACAGCCCUCUUUACACAUUCAUGUGACGCUUGUUGAUCGCUGUCAACUGAGCGAGUUAUCCAAACAGACUGAAAAUGUGCUCCAGAGACGACUCUCAGAUCCAGGUUCUGGAGGAGGAGGUGAAGAAUUUGUCUGAUGAGUUACUGCAAUGCCAGGCGGACAAGGAGUUUGUGUGGUCCCUGUGGAAACGCCUGCAAGUGGCAAAUCCAGACCUGACCCAGGCUGUCAGUUUGGUUGUUGAGCGUGAGAAGGAGAAAGCGGAGAUUAAGUACAGGAAAGUGUUGGAGAUCCUUCAGUCCAAAGAUUACAAAAUCCAGGAGCUGGACCAGAAAGUGACGGGGCAGCAGCAGGAGAUUAACAGCUUGGUACAGGGGAGGACGACAGUGGAAGAGGAGAGCUCUUUAAUGAAGAAAGAGCUGACGGCGCUGCGUGGACAACUGGUCAAGAAGAGUCAGGAACUUCAGGAAAUGAAGACAGAGUGUAGGAAGAAAGAGGAGGAGGAGCGGCAGGUGGUGCAGGCUCUAGAGGAGGAGAAAGAGGGAUUAACUUCCCGCUGCGCCGCCCUGCAAGCUGACCUGGAGGAGAAACACAGGCAGGCCAACAGCCAACGAGACCAUAGGGAUGCUGCCCAGGCCAGAUUAAAGCAUCUGGAGGAGGAGCUGCACAAGGCGUGGCAGGAAAUAUCUGCGUUGAAGAACCACAACACUGACUUAUCAGCCCAGCUCUCUUCCAAAGAAAAGGAGGCAGCAGCAAACGAAGAGCGACUCAGUCAACUUUGCCGGGAUUUUGCCGAAAUGCAGACUCUGUACAGAGAGAGCACAGACCAGGCAGCAGCUCAGAGCCACCUGAUCAAGCAACUGGAAGGACUCAACCUGGACACCCAGAGGGUCAUGAGGAACCAAGAAGAGGCACAUACUGCCGACACUACGUCCUAUCAGCAGCUUUACAAGGAGCUGAGUCAGUGCUACCAAGCUCUCAUGUCUGGCGAGGCCAAACUCCGCCAGAGUUACCACGAACUCACCGACCAGUUCGCCCAGAAAAACCAACACAUCUUGGAACUCCAGGCACAACUACAGCAACAGCAGGACCAGAUACAUCUUCAACAGCAGCAGCAGCAGCAACAGUGUCAGCUGACUGCCCUCUACUCCUCUCCAAGCAGGCAAACCAACUUGAAGGCAGCGGUGUCAGAGCAAGCUGAUGCAGCGGCUCAGAGAUCUCCCCCCAUCAGUGACCAGGCUUCCACUGCGGGUUCAGAUCCCAGACCAGAGGACAAGAAUGCCCAUCCCAGAUCUAGCCGGACGGUCAGAAGGCAGCAGAGUGCACCUGUGCAGCGGUCCAGGUCUCUGUCCCCUGCCAGCAGUGUUGGGCUCGGAAGCGGGGAGAGAAAAAAGGUAGAUCAGAGGAUUCAAGACCUUGAGGAGCUGCUGCAGUUGAAGGUGGAGGAGAAUGACGAGCUGAGAAAGGCUCACAAUAAACGCCGUGAGCGGCUGUGCUUGAUUCAGUCCAACUACAAGACGGUCAGGGAACAGCUGAAGGAGUUGGAGAAGUCCACUGGCUUGCCCGGUGGGAAGAUAAAGCGUGCGGCACCGUGGCAGCUCCAACAAGAGAACAGCGAUGCUGUGUGGAAUGAGCUGACUUACCUGAAAAAGCUCAACAGGAAACUCUCCAUUGAGAAAGCGGGACUGGAAGAAGAGCUGGACAUGCUGCGGGUCCAGGCUGCAAUGGACCGUGCCACAGUGAAGGAACUUCACUUGUACCUUUCCAAGGACCACCAAGAAUGGCUGCACAAAAUUGUAGAGGAGCACCGGGUCAAAAGCAGCACUCCGAAAAAGCCUUCCCUCUCUUCAAGCCAAGUGGAACAGUCAUUUAAAAAGAUUGAGCAGCUGGAGCGGAGGAUGAUGUCCCUGGAGGAGCAGACAGUGAGGCUCAGGGAAGAGAAAGAGCAGCUACUCGAGGCCAAUGAAGACUUGGCCCACAACUGCCGCAAACUGCAAACCUCUGUGGAUCGUCUGCGAACCCAAGAAGCUGUCCGGGAAGAGGAAGCCCAUGCCCAGGCCACGGCCCGGGAGGCCAAGCACCGCGAUGAGAUUGUGCUCCUAGAAGCCCGGCUAUCCGAGUCUCGGAAAGAGACUACCAAGCUUCAUCAUCAGUUGAUGAAGCUGAGACAGGACCUGGGGAUUCUCAGGGCGGCGAGGGACUUCUAUAGGAAUCGUUCUGCAGGACAGGCUGGAGCAGGUUCCGUGGCUAACAACAUUGGCAGCAAGGUCAAAUUCAAAACAACCCGGCGCAGAGGUCUGCUGCGGCACCGCAGCCACCAAACAAUCAGCCCCGAUCAAGCCAUCAGCUGGCGAGGCCGCAGCCCCAGUCCCACUAAGGACGAGUGGGAGGACAUGAGCGUCGAUAGUGACAGUGGUGAGGAGUACUCAGACAGUCUCAACAGUGGGCCUGCACGGAACGCGCCCAACACGCAGCAGAUGAAAAGGAAGGCCUACAGGUCUUCGCUAAUCUUGAGGAGAGAGGCAUCAAUGGAAAAAUCUAACAGAAAAAAACCUGGAUUUCUGACUCGAGGCGAUGAACAGCAUGAGCCCUGGGAGCGAGGGACAGGGGGAGAGAGGAGGAGGUGGAAGAAAAGGCGGAUGCUGAUGAAGGCCCAGCGCUGCUCCACCUUUUCUCUGCAGCAGCGCAUCGAGUCUCUACAGCGUCACGUCGACAUCCUGCAAAGUGCCAAGAAAGACGCAAUGCUUUCAGCCAGAGAGCUGCGAAGGGCCAAUGAGAAGAUCGCAGCACAGCUCAGCUCCCUCAACGAGAAACUCCUCAGCAACAAGCAGGUCACACAGAAGCUGACCUCUGACCUGCUUGGCGUGGAGCAACAGAAAAGGGUUUUGGAGAUGGAGCUGGAGCAGUGGAAACAGAUCACCGUCCCCCUUCAAACUGCUCCACCACCACCACCACCACCAGUAAAUACAGAGUGCGCCUGCCGGGGCAGAACUAUUCCCGCCCCAGCUAACCCUGCCUGCCCGGCCCUGGAGGCUGAAGUCAAACAACUUCAAGCCAAGCUGAAGAGCACCAGCGCAGAGGUCACCAGGCAGGUGGCGGCUAACAAAGCCCUGCGAGGCCAGCUCCAGGAGAAGGAGGACAAGCUCUGCCAGCUGCAGGACAAGGUCAGCCACUUAGAGCGGGACGUGACCAUGAAGAGGCAGCUGGUGGAGGACUUGAAGACGAGGCUCAAGUUCCUGCAGGAGAUGGAAAAAAGUUACAGAGGACAGGUGGAGGAGCUGGAGAAGAAGGUGAAGACUUUAUCGGAGGAGGCCUCCAACAGGAAGGCCUUCAUUGAAUCACUGAAGAGAAGACUGAGCGUCACGACAGCAGAGAAAAGCCAAUAUGAGACCUUGUGCGCAAAAAUGAAAGAAGACCUUGAAAAAAAGGAGCAGCGGAUACAUGCCCUCCAGGCUCGUGUGGGUGCUGGCGAGCAGGCUUUGGCUGCACUGGAACACACUGCCACUGAGCAAAUGGAAGGGUUGACCCAGCAGAGCUCCCUUGCCUUGGACAGGCUUCAGAGACAGCUCAGCCAGGCCUCCUCCCAUCAGGAGCAGCUUCAUUCUUUCAUCAAGGCCCUGGCCAGUGAAAUACUUUUAGACGUUCAAGAGGUCAAGCAGCAGUUGAUGAAGAGGAGGAGGUUGAGGCAGGCCAACUCCACAGCAGCAAAGGGCGGCCUCUCAGCCAAGUCGAUGAUCAAAGUCAAAUCCAUGGCUGCCUCCAUUCUCAAUAUGUCGGAGAAUGAUCUUGCAGACAUAAUGGAAACUGAUCAGAGAACAGCGACCUGUUCCGAGGGUCCCAGGGACCAGGCGUGGCUGGACCACCUCAGCCACAUCCUCCAACAGAAGAUCCCCUCUGCCGGCCAGCUAAUGGAGGCUGUGCGCGUGAAGAUGAAGGAGAGGAAAGUGCUGACAGAAGAGCUGGCCAUGCUUGCAACACCAGUCAGCGAAAAAGCCUGACUCCCUGGGCUGAGGCUGGGAAAACUGUCAUCCACUUCUUUUUCUCCCUCCCUUCUUCUCUCCCUCCCCAGUUCCCACUCAGUGGGAGCCGGGCUGAGCCAAGCUGAGCCGGGGCAGCAGAACCAAUAUUUGUGAGAAAAGCGCUGUCGACUCACUCUGGGCCACUGGCUCAACACAGCAGCCCGGCUUUUGUAAAUGAGCCCUCGACAUCUGUGUUAGCACUCACUGCACUAUGUCUAUCAGACAGGGGCCCUUUAGUGCCAAGCUAAUUUACAGUACAGCCACUCUCCACUCUCCGCGCAGACCCGGGGUGAUAAGGCAAAUGCUUACACUAAUGUUUAAGUUACACCUUUUUAACUUUCUUUUACCUCUCCCCCUAAUUUAUCAGACACCUCAAGGACCUUAGGGUGCAGAGGCUUGACCUGGCGGUGCCAAGUCGACACUUUAAGAAAGUCCAAGCCUGCAAAGAGGCAGAAAUUCAGGGAAGGAGGUUAGAUUCAUUCAAAAAAAAAAAAAAAAAAAAC
Messenger RNA from Salarias fasciatus (jewelled blenny), 4698 nucleotides. RefSeq names its product centlein, centrosomal protein (gene cntln). The transcript has 27 exons. Gene Ontology annotation, cellular component: centriole; centrosome. Gene Ontology annotation, biological process: centriole-centriole cohesion; protein localization to organelle. Bases 254 to 4174 code for a protein of 1306 amino acids. The record is from RefSeq and is a predicted model, not a curated record. NCBI's taxonomy places the organism in Eukaryota, Metazoa, Chordata, Actinopteri, Blenniiformes, Blenniidae.